This is a messenger RNA of Tupaia belangeri chinensis (Chinese tree shrew), 2762 nucleotides long. RefSeq names its product ovo like transcriptional repressor 1 (gene OVOL1). The transcript has 4 exons. Gene Ontology annotation, molecular function: DNA-binding transcription factor activity, RNA polymerase II-specific; RNA polymerase II cis-regulatory region sequence-specific DNA binding. The record is from RefSeq and is a predicted model, not a curated record. Gene Ontology annotation, cellular component: nucleus. Bases 105 to 899 code for a protein of 264 amino acids. Gene Ontology annotation, biological process: regulation of transcription by RNA polymerase II; epidermal cell differentiation. NCBI's taxonomy places the organism in Eukaryota, Metazoa, Chordata, Mammalia, Scandentia, Tupaiidae.
CCCCUCCUCCCGUCCAAGCAGCUGCGUAUGGGAGGCAACGGGGUGUGUCACCGCUCAGGCGACCCUCGGUUCUCGCGUCGUAAAUCCGGAAAGCUGGGACUUUCAUGAGGCUGGAAGAGGGCACUGGAGCGAUGCCACUUUGGGGGGGGCGGGCAUGGAGCGAGCUGGAGUUUCGGCCAAGACUUGUGCGAAAUGUCAGCCUGGGCUUCUGCCCACCACAGCCUUACCGGGAGCCAGAGCCAUCCGUGGCUGAACCCCCAUCAUGCCCCCUGGCUUUGGACAUGAGCCUUCGGGACUCCAGCUACAGCGCAGCCCCUGGGCCCUGCGUGGUGGCCCAGCUGCCCUCUGAAGACAUGGGCCACUUGACAGAUCCCCAGAGCAGAGACCAUGGCUUCCUGCGCACCAAGAUGAAGGUGACCCUGGGGGACAAUCCCAGUGGAGAACUCUUUACCUGCCACAUCUGCCAGAAGGCCUUCACCUACCAGCGCAUGCUCAAUCGCCACAUGAAAUGUCACAACGACGUCAAGAGGCACCUCUGCACAUACUGCGGGAAGGGCUUCAAUGACACCUUUGACCUCAAGAGACAUGUCCGAACUCACACCGGCGUGAGGCCCUACAAGUGCAGCCUCUGUGACAAGGCCUUCACCCAGCGCUGCUCUCUGGAGUCUCACCUCAAGAAGAUCCACGGAGUGCAGCAGAAGUACGCGUACAAGGAACGGCGGGCCAAGCUCUACGUGUGCGAGGAGUGCGGCUGCACGUCCGAGAGCCAGGAAGGCCACAUCCUGCACCUGAAGGAGCACCACCCCGACAGCCCGCUGCUGCGCAAGACCUCCAAGAAGGUCGCUGUGGCCCUACAGAACACCGUCACUUCCCUGCUGCAGGGCAGUCCCCACCUCUGAGUGACACGAGUCCCAGGGAUGCGCCCAGAGGUCCUGAGAAGGUCCAGGGUCACUCCUGUUGCCCUGCCAGUCCACCCUCCUGCGGCUUCUUGCCAGAACACCAGUGAUCACGCGUGGAGCCUCUGUGCCUCGGUCUCCCCCCAGGCACGCCUCGUCGCUUAGGCCCAGCACUGACCUCUGAUCAUUUUUGCAUUUUUGUCUCAUGGACCGAGGCCGUGCUGAGCCUGGGAAAGCGUGAAUAUGUCUGGGGCAGGGGUGAGGCCAGGGGUGCCUUCAAUGAGAAGCGACUACCUGUGGAGACAAGCACUGUUUCCUUGGCAGCAGGAGUUCCUUCCCAGAGGAGGUGCACACAGGAUCUGCUGCUCCUCUGAGCAGAGGGUCAGGGCCUGGGUCGCCCGUGGGUGUCAAGAGUGAAGAGCACUGGGAAAUAGCACCCCACAGACAACUGCAGUGGGGGGCUGGUGGUGGCCCACCUACCUGGCAGGGUAGGUGCUCAGGGUUCCAGGGGAUGCUCUGCCCUUCUGACAGAGAGAAAUGCACGUGUGUGCACAUCUGUGUGCAUGCGUUUCUUAUGUGUGUAGCACUGCUCAGAAAUGUGUGUUGUACACACGUGCGUGCACUUGUGUGUGUGCAUGCACACAGAGGAGGCCUUUCCACAUCUCACCUCAUUUUUAAGAUAUCAACUACAAGGUGCCAAGGAGGUUUGUUCCUUUUUUAAAGAUGACAAAUGUACAGAUAUUAAUAUAUUUUUGGUGCCAAUGGCUACUGUUUUUAAGAGAGGGGUGGAGCUGGCUUUUCUCCAUUCCCACGUGGUUCUAUUUAUCCUGGACAUUUCAACCUCCUCUAUGCCUUGGGUCUGGGAUGGCUGCCCCACCCACCCGUUCUUUGUACUUCCUGAGAUAUUUAACUGAAGACCUUCCUCCAUCCCCGCCCUGGAGGACAGGCUGCUCCCUCCAGCCUUCCCCUUCUGCAGGUCAGGGCCUCUCAUCCACGUCUGCUUCCUCCUGCCUGUACCUCCCUGCCCUUUCAAGGCAAGUCCCAGGAUUCCCAGAGAGCCCAUUUGCCCUGUGAUGGUAUUUAUGGAAUAACUCACCUGGAGGCUGAGGAGGUGUUCUGAGUUCUGGGGGUCAGCAGGUGGGAUGAUGAGUCUUUGACUCCUAGUCCACCGCCUGAAGUACUAAGCAAGCACAAGGCCAAGCUGGAAGGACGGCCUUUUCCUGGUUGAGUCAAAAACCCUAGUACAGCAGCAGAAAACUGGGACAGAACGACAACCGACACGUCAGAAACUUGCAGAGGGAAGAAUACGAGUACCAUAACAUCGGUUAGGUGUCGCCUAUUUUCGAUCUGAAAUGGUAGACUGGGGAUUUGAGUGUCCGUGGAGAGUUGUCCUGGCCUAAUUGACCACUUUGGUGUGCCUGGGCUUACUGGUGAUAAUGGCAAAGGGAGAGUCGGGCAGGGUUUAGAGCCAGCCUGCCUAAGAGCCAGAGAGAUAAACUCAAAAGAUGACCCCAGGACACAGCAGGCUGGGUAGACCCUGAGGCCAAACCCCCAUCAGGAGCAGCCUCAGCCUCCCCUGUCCUGGAAGAGUAGUGUCUACACAGCCCCAGGCUGGCCUGAGAGGAAGGUGCCUCCUUGGCCUUCUGAAACAGGCAGAGACUGAUCGGGAGGACUCGUCUGAUUUAACUUCAGUGUCUGGGGAGCUGCUGUAUUCUGGAAGUUAUAUGGUAUAAAGUAACAUUGUCCGGAAGCUCUGUUUUUGUUUACAUGUCUGUAUCUCUGGGUUCUGAGGCAGUCACUAGGCUCUGUGUUAUCUGUUUUAUUUUAUAACUUUUCCCCAACCCACCCCUCACUAUUAAAAUCAAA